This is a messenger RNA of Penicillium brevicompactum, 1149 nucleotides long. Its product is annotated as putative sarcosine oxidase. The transcript has a single exon. Bases 1 to 1149 code for a protein of 382 amino acids. Gene Ontology annotation, molecular function: flavin adenine dinucleotide binding; sarcosine oxidase activity. The record is from RefSeq and is a predicted model, not a curated record. NCBI's taxonomy places the organism in Eukaryota, Fungi, Ascomycota, Eurotiomycetes, Eurotiales, Aspergillaceae.
AUGGACCAAUACGAUGUGGCAGUGGUUGGGCUCGGUGUUCUCGGAAGUGCGGCAGCAUACCAUGCGGCUCUAAAAGGGAAAAGAGUUGUUGCUUUCGAACAAUUCGAGCUCGGUCACGUACACGGCGCGUCGCACGAUACCUCUCGUAUUGUGAGAACAACCAACUCAUCCCCCGAGUACGUUGCUUUGGCAAAGUCGGCAUAUAAAGACUGGGCCGAACUCGAAAAGGCAACAGACCAAAAGCUUUUGACGAUCACCGGCGGUGUUUUCUUCCUACCAAAGGAUGCUCCCACACCAAUCGGUGACUUUACCAGAAGUCUUGACGCCAAAAACAUUCCAUAUGAGGUUCUCAAUGCAAAGGAAGUGAACAAGCGGUGGCCUCAGUUUGACAUCCCGGACUCGGUCGACACAGUGUACACAGCAGACACGGGGAUCGCCCACGCCGCCAAGACAGUCCUUGCUAUGCAAAGUUUGGCGCGAACUCAUGGCGCAGUAUUGAAGGAGCAUACUCGAGUGGACCGGGUGACACCUAAGAAAUCCGGAUCUGGAGUCGUGAUCGAGACUUCCAAGGGUCAGGUUCACGCCGCGAAAGUCAUUAUUGCAGCCGACGCCUGGACAAACAAGCUUCUUGCACCUCUUGGAGUCCAUAUUCCUCUGUCAGUGAUGCAAGAGCAAGUGACAUAUUUCAAGCCAACGGACGAAAAAGCGUGGGAGCCUAGCAACUUUCCAGUGUGGAUCUGGGGCGGCGAUCCCUGCUUCUACGGCUUCCCAUCUUUCGGGGAGCCGACAAUCAAAGCUGGCCGCGACACAUCCAACAACUUCAUGACACCUGAGCAGCGCACAUAUGUACACUCUCCACAGCUUCUCGAGCAGCUUUCCUCGUUUAUGGGGAGUGUCAUGCCUGAUGAGGGUCGUCAAGCCCUUCGCACUGUGACUUGUCAAUACUCCAUCACGCCAGAUAGACAAUUCGUGAUCAGCCCGCUGGAAAAGCACAAAGAUAUUAUUGUUGGUCUAGGCGCUGCCCAUGCUUUCAAAUUUGCGCCCGCAUUUGGUCGUGUUCUUGCGGAGCUUGCUGUUGAUGGGCAGAGCACGGAGGAUCUGUCAAAAUUCGGAAUACCCAAGAACGCUACUUAUACUAGUAAACUUUAA